This is a messenger RNA of Rotaria sordida, 309 nucleotides long. The record is from the annotation of a GenBank genome assembly. NCBI's taxonomy places the organism in Eukaryota, Metazoa, Rotifera, Eurotatoria, Philodinida, Philodinidae.
AUGGAUUUAUAUCAUGAGGACGAGGCUGCUGUAACUUUUGUGCAUGACCUCAUUCAACAGCAUGUUGUGGAAUACUUUGGUUAUCAACAUGUCAAUGCAUUGCGCACCGCACUGUAUCGUUUUCCAGAUGAUCCUGUAGUUCAAGCUGCUUUCUAUGUGAAACACAACAGAAUAACACAAGGUUUAAUCAAUCAAGGCCAAUAUGCUCAAGAUGUCAAUUUGUACAGCUUAGACGGUCAGCCGACAAAUCUUUUUUCGCAGAUCUCAGUUGGUCAACCAUUGGUUGUUUUGACUGGCUCAUCAACCUGA